UUUCCAGUGGUCUCGCAGGAUCAGCUGCUUCUGUCUGAUCGAGACUCUUCACUCUACAGCGCCUGUCUGUCAGAUCCAACAUGGCGGCCUCCGCAGCUUCACGUGAGCUUUUCACCGAUGGAGUCAGAGCCGUGCUGCACACCUGGCCUGUUCUGCAGAUCGCUGUGGAUAAUGGAUUUGGAGGAGUAUACGGGCAGCAGAAAGCUGAUUGGAUGGUGGAUGUCGUCCAGCAGUAUUUCCAUGACAACGCUGACCUGCAGCAGUAUGAGGUCGAGGACUUCAUCAGUCACCUGAUGGAUCAGGAGUUUGAUACGGUGGUGGAUGAUGGGAGUUUGCCUCAGGUGUCUCUCAGUCUGCUGCAGGUGUUUAGUCAGUGGCAGCAGGGGGCGCUGCAGCAGCUCAAACACACCAUCAACACUCUGACACAGAAGAUGAGUCAGAGGGCAAAGGUCACAGCCCCGCCCACACAGUCUGAUGACAACAGUGAUGAUGAAACACAGGUGGAGCUUAAAGGUGAAGAUCCCUUGUUUGUAUGAGGACCAGAACAAUAAAGUGCUGUUCAGAUGCAGUAAAGCGAUGGACUGCGAAUCAUCCAGUCCAUCAGUCAGCAGGACAGCUCCUCCUCCUCUUCCUCCUCCUCAGGACGAAGAGGAUGGCUGGACUGUAGUCCGUAAGAAGAAGUGAGGAGGAGGAGGAUGAAGAGCGGUGUGAACUGUUGGCCUUUAGGAAGGGACUCUGUGGCUGAAAUGGAUCCCGUGCUUUUAACGGGAGAUGAACUGUGAUACUGACGGCUUGUCGAAACCAGAGUCACUCUGAUUGGUUUUUUUAAACCUGUUGAAGCUGAUGUUGUGUGUCCUGUGAAGGUUGUUGAAUUGAACAAAAAAUUUCUUCCCAAAACUCUGCAACUGAAGAAGAAAUUAAAGACUACAAAAACAUACUAAAAUAUAGUUUGCUGGUGCAGAAAUUUAGGGGAGACAAUUUGAUUUAUUUUCCUUUCAGUCAACAGCUCUGAACAAUGAGGUAUUCAUGUUCGCAUGUUUUGUUGCAGAGGUUUUUGUUUGUAUUAUUUCAUCAAAACUAAACUGUAGGGUGCACCCACACAGCAGAGCCUUGUUUUUACUCUGUAAAUAAAUGUAUGUUGGUGCAUAAA
This is a messenger RNA of Scatophagus argus, 1150 nucleotides long. It is a transcript of the gene tsr2, whose product is annotated as TSR2 ribosome maturation factor. The transcript is spliced from 6 exons. Bases 81 to 536 code for a protein of 151 amino acids. Lineage: Eukaryota; Metazoa; Chordata; Actinopteri; Scatophagidae. The record is from RefSeq and is a predicted model, not a curated record. Gene Ontology annotation, biological process: maturation of SSU-rRNA from tricistronic rRNA transcript (SSU-rRNA, 5.8S rRNA, LSU-rRNA). Gene Ontology annotation, cellular component: nucleus.